Molecule: messenger RNA, 2312 nt
Organism: Anguilla rostrata (American eel)
Lineage: Eukaryota; Metazoa; Chordata; Actinopteri; Anguilliformes; Anguillidae
Product: MARVEL domain-containing protein 1-like
Exons: 1
Coding region: 1052-1540 (162 amino acids)
Biological process (GO): myelination
Cellular component (GO): membrane
Molecular function (GO): structural constituent of myelin sheath
Source: RefSeq, a predicted model, not a curated record
UAGAAAAUGGUGCAAUCACUCUUUUUUUGUCAGCUACAAAACUUUGACGUCAAUAACAGAUUAAUAAAUUACAUAAUCUGAAAUAAGUGUUGUCAAAUGAAAUGAAGGGACGCUGAAUAGGAAAAGGGAAUUAUUUUUUUAAAAGCAGGUCAGUGAAACUUUAAUGAGGAGCAGAGAGCCAAGCUGAGUGAAACUUCAUUCAGGAGUUAUACACUGAAGAAUCCUGUGCUUGCACACAGACACACACACACAGACACACACACACAAAUGAAUGUGAAUCUACACAAAACACAUACACAUGUAAUGUGCACAGCUACAUGUAGUUAGACACAAAAAUCACAAAAAUACACGCACAUGCAUUUACAAAUAUGCACACGCAAACUUGCUUCCACAAAGAAACACACACCAUCACAAAUAAAGGGUGACACACAUCCAAAACUACAUCAAAAGAAAUGUGCAUGCAACACGGAACUGCACACGCACAUGUAAAUGUACACACACCUACACACAGUUCUGCAUUCAUUCAUACACAUAGAACUAUGCAGGCACACAGAUAAACAUAUAAAGCAUGCUACACAUGCACAAAACUAUAUAUGUGCAUCCAGAGACACACACUCACAUACAAUUAUAUAGGCACAUAUGCUAAGGCAUAGACACACAUGUACCGAACACCAACCCCCCAUUUCCUGUGGGGAAGUGUUACCUCGCAAGAGGAUGGAAGGGAGGGAGGAGGGUGAAGGGGGAAAGGGAUUCAAAUUUCAGGCCAGCCCUCACCCUCAUAGCUCCCUCCCCCCGACCAUUUGAAGAAAGGGAAGGAGCGGCCACAGAGGAAAUGGAAGAGACGAAAAAAGACAGGCUGCAGAUUUUCAAAAACCCGCAGGCUGGAAGUACGCCUCUCUCUUUGCUCUCUUCCGUCUCGCGAUCUUCCUUUGCCUUUUCCUCCCACCUCGCUCGAGGCCCAGCUCGACGCUCUCGCGAACCCUUCCCGACCCCAUCCCUGCCUUGAGAGAGGAAGACGGGAAGAGGAGCGCCGGUCCGCCACAUCGGGGAGAUGCCCCCUCAGCCGCAGGCGAGGAAGAACUUCCUGGAGUUCUUGAGGAGCCCCUAUGGGGUCCUGAGGGUGCUGCAGAUAGUGCUGGGAGCCGGGCUGUGGGUCACCAUCGCCGCCAACAAAUACGAGGGCUCCAUCCACUUCGUCCUGUUCGUGGCCGUGCUCUUCUGGCUGCUCACCCUGGCCCUCUUCUUCCUCACCCUGCUGGACAAGCAGGACCUUGUACCCAUCGUGGGCGGGGAGCGCUGGUUACUCAGCAACCUGGUUCACGACCUGGCAGCCACCGCUCUCUACCUCCCGGCCAUCGGGAUCAUGAUCUACAAGACGGAGAAGAACGAGUACUGCAACCUGGAGCACUACAAGCACUACUGUCUGUACAAAGUAUACCUCGUCGCCUCGGUCUUCGCCUGCCUCACCGCGGCCGCCUAUCUGGUCUCCGCCAUUUACGGCUCCUGCAGGAAGUGCAGGGGUCAGCAGACGCUCGUUUGAUGUUCUCUAAUCGGGAACAGGAGGACACGGGGGGGGGGGGGGGAGAAUGGUUUGGCUUGCUUGGCUUUUGCACUCUCAGGAGGAGAAAAAAAAACAAAAAACCUAUCCAAGCUAAGAGAAGGAGGUUACUUAUCUGCUCAGGCAGGGAAAAGUUGAAUUUUUGGAACCAAAAAAAAGGUGUGUCUUCUGCUGUGGUUUGUCACUGCCUCUGACCAGAAAGGUUUGUUCGAUAUUUGUUUCAAUAAAUUAAUGCUAUCGUUUUAGUUACUGUAAAUGUGUACAUACAAAUGUUAUUUGUAUGUGUUUUUUAUAGAUCUUUUCUGAUGUUUAGGAAAAGCUGUAGCGCUGCAAAAGUGUGAAUAGUUUUGGUGAAAUGCUAGUAAUUAGUUGUGAUUACACUCUGUGAAAAUGUUUGUGGCUGUGCUUGCUUCCAUUUUUGACGCAAACAUUACAUGGAAAAGAAAAUGGACUGUCUGCCAAAACCAGGGGUGACAAUUACCAGUUUGCCUGAUCUCACACAACCAUGGACUUUAUUUUAGUGCCUUUGUAGUGCUCUCCAACAUGCUGCUGGAGAGAAAGGGGGUAAUAUUAACACUGUAAGAUUUAAAGUGGAACAACAUGAACACAAUGAAAUGUGUGAUGAAUAGUAGACACUGUCAUUCGUUUUUCAGUGUCUCUGUUUUCGCGUGAUCCUUUUUCAUCAGAUGUAAAAUCGAAAACAGAGUGUAGAAUAAACACAAACUCUCUGAACUUAAGAAAUGAGAUGAGCCAA